Messenger RNA from Capsella rubella, 2034 nucleotides. Its product is annotated as sterol 3-beta-glucosyltransferase UGT80A2. Bases 285 to 1850 code for a protein of 521 amino acids. The transcript has 15 exons. Lineage: Eukaryota; Viridiplantae; Streptophyta; Magnoliopsida; Brassicales; Brassicaceae. The record is from RefSeq and is a predicted model, not a curated record. Gene Ontology annotation, molecular function: UDP-glycosyltransferase activity.
UCGACCGCUCAUAUUUUUUGUACCGCUAUUUCUUACCAUUAUCUUUUCACGCUAGAUAACUCUUACCGCUUUUUGUAACGAUUAUGAAACGAAUAUGGCCUAAGUCACAAAUUUGGACCCACGAUUCUUAAGGUGACUCUGUUUUGUUCAAACCAUUUGAAACGCUUUUAAGAAAUGGUGAGUCGCCCAAUGUCUAAAUAACGCGAUUUGCAAACGCGUUUCCUUGGUAAUCGCUGUGUAUUAGACUCGAUAGCUGCAGUGAACAGUGAACACUUCAUCGGAGCAUGAGCACCACCAUGGAGGAAGAAGAGUCAAUGAGCAGAAAAGCCAUCGCUCUUUUCAUGGCUUUCGGUACCAAAGGAGAUGUCUACCCUCUCGCUGCCAUUGCCGCAGCUUUCGCUCGUAAUCAGCAACAUUACUCUGUGGUUUUGAUGUCACAUUCGGCUCAUGAGAACCUAAGCUCUCACCUGAUCAAAGCGAAAGUUUCAUUUUUUCCUAUCACUUCCCCUCCUGCUCUGUCUACUGAAGCUCAGGGUACUCAAAACGACAAAGACUCGCUGAGGACAAUAUUCUUGGAGGAGAAAGAAAGGAUAAAAAGGGAACACAGACAAGAGUGUCUUUCUGCAUUCGGAAGCAUUUUCGGAAAGGGUCCUUGCAUGGAGGGUGACUUCGUUGUCAUAAAUUUCUUUGCUUUGGAAGGAUGGAGCCUAGCAGAACUUUUCCAGAUCCGUUGUGUGGUGGCUGCUCCUUACGUUGUUCCGUAUAGUCCACCAUCAGGCUUUGAAAGACAGUUUAGAAAGGAACUCCCGGAUUUGUACAAGUACUUGAAAGAAGCCCCUACUGGCAAGGUUAGCUGGAGUGAUGUAACUCAUUGGAUGUGGCCUCUUUUUACCGAAGAAUGGGGAUCAUGGCGAUACGAUAAACUCAACCUAAGUUGUUAUCCUUUUGCAGAUCCAGUAACAGACCUUCCAAUAUGGCAUAGCCGGCCGCAAUCGCCCUUGGUCUUGUAUGGUUUCAGCAAAGAAAUCGUCGAAUGUCCUGAUUACUGGCCGUUGAGCAUUCGAGUUUGUGGUUUUUGGUUUCUGCCCAACGAAUGGCAGUUUUCAUGCAACAAGUGUGGAGACAAUCCUUCUGCAGGGCGCCUGGGUAUAGACGAUUCCCAAACAUGCUCAAACCACACUGAGUUGUAUACUUUUAUAUCGUCUUUUGAGCCAGCUCUACCUAUCUUUGUAGGGUUGAGUUCUAUUGGAAGCAUGGGUUUUGUGAGGGAUCCCUUAGCCUUUCUUCGAGUUCUUCAAUCUGUUAUCGAGAUUACAGGUUAUAGAUUUAUUAUUUUCACAGCGGGAUAUGGACCUUUGGACGCAGCAAUUUGGACUAUUGCUAACAGAUCAGAUUCAAGUGAGAAACAAUCAUUACAUGCGGGAAUCUCUAUUUUCGAUGGCAAGCUUUUCUGCUUCUCUGGUAUGGUGCCAUACAAUUGGCUGUUUCAAAGAUGUGCUGCUGCAAUUCAUCAUGGUGGCAGUGGUUCUGUUGCCGCGGCAUUACAGGCUGGUCUCCCGCAGAUCAUAUGCCCGUUUAUGCUGGAUCAGUUCUAUUGGGCAGAAAAAAUGUCUUGGCUUGGGGUUGCUCCUCAACCAUUAAAAAGAAACCAGCUGUUUCAGGAGGAAACAGAUGAUGAGAACAUCACGGAAGCUGCACAAGUGGUAGCAAAUGCCAUAUACAAUGCACUGUCUGAAAAAACUAGGACUCGUGCCAUGGAAAUCGCGGAAGUGUUAUCUCUUGAGGAUGGAGUCACAGAAGCUGUGAGAGUGCUUAGAGAAGAGGUGUGUGAAGUUUCGGCCAGCAACUGAAUAUAUAUUUGGAUGAGCAUCUCUUCUACGUCAAAGUGAAUGGUUGAUCAAUGCAUACUUUCUUAUUUCUAUUACUUGUGCAUUCUUUUGAUAGUACUACACGUUAUUUCCAUUUGUAUUUAAUAACAUGUACUCAUCAAUGGUCUUUGUAUCAUACAUGGCUGCCCAAGUUUUCUUACUGCUA